UUUUUUCACUUCGCCCCCUCAAACUCCUCCGCCUCCCACAAUGCCACCCCUCUCCGCCUCCGCCACAGCCACCCGCUUCGCCGCCGACUGGGUCGUCGACGCCCUCGCCGGAGACGAGACCCUCGAGUUCUCCGUCCUCAAGGCGCUCGUGGGCGCUUCGCCGGAGUCCCUCGCGGGCGCCCCUGAGGCCACGCGGGAGCGGGUCGCGCUCCGGUGCCUGGAGGAGGUAUCGUCCGUGAUAGCUGCAGGGGGUGAUGCCGCGGCGACGGUCAAGGUGCUUAGGGUUGAUGACGCCCGGUCAUGUGAGGAUUUGCUGCUUCAGCUUAUCGGAGAGGUUGGAAAUUCUGGAAACUUGGAGAAGGAUUUGCUUCCACCUUUCAGUCAAGACAUCCAGAAUGUUAUUCGCAUCAAGAAACCUACAUUACCACAAACUUCCUUUGAGUUGCUAAGAGAAGUUGAUCCGGACAUCAAGUCUACGGCCCCAUCAUCCCAACUGGAGCAGAAUGGCACCACCCAACUUGACAAUGAGCAGUCCCCGUGCAGCAGCAAUGAUCAUGUAAAUAUAGAGAAGCCUAGGCUUCCUACAGACAAUGGGGAGCUUCAGCAAGAGGCCCUGGUAAAUUUAGUGGAUGAAUCAGACUCAAGAAUUAUUGAAAUGGAUUCGGUCGCACCAACUUCUGUUCUUCACCAACCAUGCACAUCCGACAGUAAGUGUCGCUAUCCUCUGCAAGAAGAUGCUAUAGGUGCUUCUAGUUUGGGUCCCAGGUCUCAAGAGAGGAGUCCUACUGUGGAGGGGAACAUUUCAGUUGAACCCGUGCCUGCUUCGGCUAGCUGUGAUGCAGCUUUGCAGGGAAGCAUUACUGAACCAUUGUCCAAGCAUGUUAUGGAGUAUCAUACUACCGUGGUUCAACGACAAUCUAAUAGGGAAACAUCUCCAAGCCCACCACACUAUAUUGAUGGAGAGAGACCACAUAAUGAUUGCACCAGCGAUCUGCCAUCGAAGGAUCCCAGGCAUGAAGAGUUAUCCAUGCAUACCACAGUAAAUCCAGAUAUUGACAGAAGCAGUGAUGCGUUGCCAACAAAUGCAUCUAAACCUGAGUGUGUUACCACACAGAAUACAACCAUGAUUUCACAACCUCACAGCAGCGGAACUCAUCUGAGUACUCUGCAGAACAGAAGUGGUGAGAGAGUAAACCAACAUCUAGAUGAUGUCAGUGCAAGUAUUGAGCCAGUGGAAAAGGACCAUGUUUAUGAGAAGCUGACUCUUCAAGCUGCUAGUGCUUUACUUUCUAUGAGCUGCAAUGGCAAUAUUCAAGGAGGGAAAUCUGAAACCAACCAUCAGUCAGGGAAUACUACAGAGCAUACUAUGGUGUUUGAACAACAGAAUGUUGGCAGGUCACAUCUAGAAGUCAGUAAGGCCAACAAGGUUAAUCAAGCACCACAUGAUGGCAGCAUUCAGGAAAAUAAUGUGGUUAACGGUGGGCCUAAUGCACAGAUUGCUCCAAGUUCACAACCCUGCAAUAUAACCUUGCAUGAUAAAAUUUCAGAAGCUGACUAUUUAUCUGAGGAGAAUACUGGAAAGAACAGAAGUGAUGUUCAGAAAUGUGGUUGCAGUGCGUCUGUUCCAAGCUCUGCUCAGGAUGGAGACGGAAAAGGUGCAACAAAGAUACCGAACAAGGAAAAUUUUGGGGAUACCUCUGUAGAAGUAUCUGUCCCUUGCUCAGAUUAUAAUUUACGUGGCACUGCUGCUGCUGGUCUUCUGGCAAUGACUGACAAAAUGCCUUUCCGUACCAAGGAUCAAGACAUUAAUGAUUCUCUUGGGGAUUUGUCACAACAAGAUUUGUGCAUAAAAUGUGGCAAAGAUGGUCCGUUGCUGAAAUGCAGCAGCUGUUUGUUAACUGCUCAUGAUAGCUGUUUUGGUUCAUCAGCAACAUUUGAAGAUACUGGACUAUUCUGCUGCCCAGUAUGCUUCUGUACAAAAGCCACUGAAGCAUAUAAAAAAGCAAAGAAAACAUACUGUGAAGCUAGGAAAAACCUAGCUGCUUUCCUUGGCACAACACGUUUGGUCAAGCAACAUGAUGAGAAACCAAAUGGAUCUCUGCCAGUAGCUGCCAACAGAAAGGGACAUUCAAAUGGGUGUGACUCGCCAAAAAGGAAAAAUAUCGAUCAAAAUGAAGCAGAUAACCUUGCUCAUCAGGAUGAAGAGCCUUAUCAACAGAGGAAGAAGCAGAAAAUAAAUGGUACAGGCAAUGGUUAUCCUGAACAGGUAGUCAUUGAGAAGGUUCCUUUUCCGAGUUCUGAUGUUGCACCCGUGAAUAAACAUACCGUUCUCAAGAAUAAUAGUAGCCAGAGAGUCCAGGGUGCAGAGAAACAGCAGCAGGUGGAAAACAAAGAAGCUGGCAAUGACAAUUCCUCCCAUGAAACAAGAAGUUUAUCUCAGAAAAAAUGCGGUCCUCCUGCAAAUGAGGAAGUUGAGGCUGACAGAGAGGAUGGUCUUGCAAAUUCUCACCAACCUGAUGAUACUGAUAAAUUAGAAGCCACAUCUUCAAAUGUCUCUGGCAAUAGAUCAUCCCCCCCUUGGCAUAACAUGAGACACAGCAAAGCAAGAUUACAUGCGAAUGAGACAGUGGCAUCAAGUAGCUCUAGAAAAACUGCACAGAAGGAUCAUCGCAUGCCUUCAUCAAGACAAAGAAAUUAUGCAUAUCAGCAGAAGCGUUAUUCCAAUCCUGUUGCACCAAGUGGAAGGCGCUCAAAGCUCUGUUGGACAGAAGAAGAAGCAGCAGCUCUGAAGGAAGCAAUGGCAAAAUUCACCCCACAGGAUGACACGCCAAUUCCAUGGGUUCAGAUUCUAGAAUACGGUAGGGAUGUGUUCCACAGGACGCGCCUCCCAUCUGAUUUGAGAGUCAAGUGGAGGAACAUGAAGAAGAGAGCAGGCUAUUGAUUCUGGCAAUCUCACAUAUGCAGCCAUUGUUUCACAUUCGUGGUCACUAACCCCUUCUUUCUCUUUUAGCCCAUCCGUUGCCAUAGCUCGCAGUGUAGUCAACUUGAUCAGGUAAAUCAACUUAAUCAAUUUGAUCGGACAUAUAGAAUAUGCUGUAGUAUUACAUGAUCGUCUGAGAUAUUCAAGAUAGCUGUGUAUAUAAAGUGGUCCAGAAUGAGACGCGACCUAAAUCAUCACAAGCAUGAAUGGUCCAAGAAGUUUGUGUUAGGUGAGUGUUGGCUAUGGUUGGCAGAGUCGAUGCAGCCUAAAAGAUAUCAGUUAAUACUGCAACAAAUAGGCACCGGCGGCUAGAAUAGUACUGGGAGGAAUGUUUUGUUAUAUUGCUCUGUUUAGACACUGUUCAAAUGGAAAUAGUAUCAUCACAGGACUGGUUUAUUUGGAGGCAGCCUACAGGUUUUUGGCAUGAACCACCAGCUAGGAUUUUAUCCAAGACAGGUGGUUGAUAUGCCUAAAGUCCGUGAGGCCGUGUCCAACCAAAGUAGUCUGUGUAUGUCAUUGAAGCUGUAUGCGAGGUGAAAGCACAACUGGUCAAGCUGUACUGUAUCUGAUAGAGGUGGCCUGGUCUAUGCAUUAGGAAUUGUAUUUUCAGGGAAACCUGCAAAACAUGUUCUUCAAGAUUGCAGUUCUGUGGAUUUUUAAUGGUUGUAAA
Panicum virgatum (switchgrass) is the source of this 3650-nucleotide messenger RNA. RefSeq lists its product as uncharacterized. The transcript is spliced from 6 exons. The record is from RefSeq and is a predicted model, not a curated record. NCBI's taxonomy places the organism in Eukaryota, Viridiplantae, Streptophyta, Magnoliopsida, Poales, Poaceae. The coding region runs from base 41 to 2941 and encodes 966 amino acids.